AUGCCCUGCGCGUCGAUGCGCCGUGGCCGGGCGGCGGCAGUCCUGCCCCCGGGGCGUGCUGUCGUCGUCCACGCAGGGACGCGGGAUGGGAGCGGCGCGGGCCGUCGGGCCCUGUGCCUCAGGUCGUUGGGCCCAAAACGUGGGACGAGAGCGGUGCAGUGCGACUACAAGUCAACCAAGGCAUCCCACAUUGUUGUCGGGACGCGAGGCUCGGAGCUGGCGCGGAGGCAAGCCCAGGAGGUCGUGAACGCACUGAAGAAGGUCGAGCGAGAUCUUGGCGCCGAGUUGCUCGCGCUCUCGACGCGGGGCGACCGGCACAAGGACGUGAAGAGCAUGGCAUCGCUGGGCCAAGGCGCCUUCACGGAGGACAUCGACGAGGCGCUGCUCUCCGGGGAGUGCGACAUCGCGGUGCACUCGAUGAAGGACUAUCCCCUGGACGGAGCGGCGGGUGUCGAGAUCGUUGCCUGCCUGCCGCGCGCCGACCCCACCGACGCGCUCGUCCUGCCGUCGGGCAGCGCUCCAGUGCAGCACCUGCGCGAGCUGCCGCCUGGGACGCGCGUGGGCACCAGCAGCGACCGCCGGCGCCACCAGCUGCUCUGGGCCAACCCUGCUGUCGAAGUCGUCCCAGCGAGGGGCUCGAUUCAGAAACGCCUGGAGAUGCUGGAGAGUGGCGAGACUGAUGCACUCAUCGUGGCCUCCGCGGCGCUACACAGGCUGGGACUCACCCUUGAGGCAUACAAGUUGCCGGUGCGGGAAAUGAUUCCGGGCGGGGGGCAGGGAGCGAUCGGCAUUGCGAUACGCGCGGACGACGACCGCAUGCGCGAGCUCGUCGCGCGGAUCGACCAUGCAGCAACACGCAUCGCCGUCAUCGCUGAGCGGGCGUUCCUGUCGCCCGUGUACAGGCCGCUGACCGGCAUGGGCUUCGCUGCGCACGCGCGGGUCACUGACAGCGGCAAGGUGCGGCUGAUCGGUGCGGUGGGCGACUCGGGGGCGGUGGGGAUGUACACGACGGAGGCCAGCGGACCGGCGACGGAGGAGGGCGCAGUCGCCGCGGGGGAGGAGGCGGCCGAACAGCUCACGGAGCUGCUGCACGGAUUCCUCGACACCAUGGAACAGGACUACCCAGAUUUCAGCUGA
Messenger RNA from Pedinophyceae sp. YPF-701, 1137 nucleotides. The record is from the annotation of a GenBank genome assembly. NCBI's taxonomy places the organism in Eukaryota, Viridiplantae, Chlorophyta, Pedinophyceae.